Nicotiana tabacum (common tobacco) is the source of this 2090-nucleotide messenger RNA. Its product is annotated as glucan endo-1,3-beta-glucosidase 13. Gene Ontology annotation, biological process: carbohydrate metabolic process. The record is from RefSeq and is a predicted model, not a curated record. Gene Ontology annotation, molecular function: hydrolase activity, hydrolyzing O-glycosyl compounds. NCBI's taxonomy places the organism in Eukaryota, Viridiplantae, Streptophyta, Magnoliopsida, Solanales, Solanaceae.
CUGACACAACACACACACACACACACAUUCACAAAAAUACACAGUCCUCUAUUUCUCUGUCUUUCUCUGCAAUUUUUGCAGUGUUACACUCCUCUCGAGCUCAGUGAAUAUAAGUACUACACUUUACAAAGAGCCGUUGUAAAAAAGAGUACUUGCAAAAUAAAGGAGUGCUCAUUUUUAUUUUUAUAGACUGAGCUUAAUAAGAACUCUGAGCUGAGCAGUAAAGAAAGAGCAAGAUUUUAUAUAGAGGCAAAAUAGUUGUAAGCAGUAGAAGAAGUAAAAUGAUAAGAGGAUUUAGAAUCAUAAUUUUUGCAACUUCUCUGCUCUUAAUGAUUCUUGGCAUUUGCAGAGCAAGCAAAGUUGGAGUUUGCUACGGACGAAAUGCGGAUGAUCUUCCUACGCCUGAUAAAGUUGUGCAGCUCAUUCAACUGCACAACAUUAAAUAUGUAAGGAUGUACGACUCUAAUAUCCAGGUCCUCAAGGCCUUUGCGAACACCGGAAUUGAGCUUAUGAUUGGAAUUCCAAACUCAGACUUGUUGGCGUUCGCUCAGUUCCAGUCCAAUGCUAAUACAUGGUUAAGAAACAGCAUACUUCCUUACUAUCCAGCCACAAAAAUCACUUACAUAACUGUUGGUGCUGAACUCACGGAAGCCCCAAAUAGUACAUCUGCGCUGGUCGUACCUGCAAUGCAAAAUGUGUUGACGGCGUUGAGAAAAGCUCGUCUUCAUAAGAGGAUUAAAGUCUCUAGUACACAUUCAUUGGGCGUAUUAUCCCGGUCAUUCCCACCUUCCGCAGGUGCAUUUAACAGUAGUCAUGCCUUUUUUCUCAAACCCAUGUUGGAAUUCCUUGCAGAGAAUCAAUCACCUUUUAUGAUCGACUUAUAUCCAUAUUACGCAUAUAGAGAUUCUUCGACUAAUGUGUCCUUAGACUAUGCUUUAUUCGAGGCAUCUUCCGAAGUGAUUGAUUCCAACACUGGUCUACUCUACACGAACAUGUUCGAUGCCCAGCUUGAUGCUAUUAACUAUGCUUUAAUGGGUCUAAAUUUCAAAACAGUUAAUAUCAUGGUCACUGAGACAGGCUGGCCAUCUAAAGGAUCUCCAAAAGAGACGGCCGCAACUCCAGAUAAUGCACAGACUUACAACACAAAUUUGAUUCGACAUGUUAUCAACAAUACUGGAACUCCCGCUAAGCCAGGAGUGGCAAUUGAUACUUACGUUUUCUCGUUAUUCAAUGAGAACAGGAAGCCUGGUUUAGCAUCUGAGAGGAACUGGGGUUUAUUUUUCCCGGACCAGACAAGUGUAUAUAACCUUGAUUUUACUGGAAAGGGUGCUAUAGACGUGACUACAGAUGGAAACGCUACCAGUUCAAAUGGAACCUGGUGCAUCGCUUCAUCUUCUGCGUCUGAAGCUGACCUUCAGAAUGCCUUGAGUUGGGCUUGCGGUUCUGGAAAUGUCGACUGCUCCGCUAUACAACCUAGCCAACCUUGUUUUGAGCCUGAUAACACUGCAUCUCAUGCAUCUUAUGCAUUCAAUAGUUACUACCAGCAAAAUGGAGCUACUGACAUUGCUUGCAGUUUUGGAGGGGUUGGCGUCAGAACGAAUAAGAACCCAAGUUAUGACAACUGUCUCUACGCGACCAUGGGGGGUAAAAAGGCUAUCGCUAGUAAUGCAACGGCUAGUCCUACCAAGUCUUCAUCAUCCCCUCAAAGGAGUUCGGGGUGGACUCAACAUCUACUUAUAGCUUUUCCUUUGUUCCUCCUGGUACCCUUUUGAUAUAACUUGGUUGGAGAAGUCUCGAGUAAAUGGACCGAAGAUUGAUCCGAAGCAAGGAUAGUGCAAGGAAUCAUAAGUUUUCUUGAGAAGGCUACAAAUAUUGCUUCUCAAAUGUAUUGCAGAUUCCCUCCCACAGAUGCACAAAUUUUGUUUGAUAGCCAAGGUGUUGAAACUUGAGAGAUGUAAAAUAGAAGAAACCCGAAUUAUUCGAACUGGAAACAUUAGUAAACUAUUUUGUUGAUUCGUUGGCUAGCAAACUUGGUACUAAUUCAUUUUAGUGAAUCAUGAAUCCUGUUAAGCUAGUAUUACACUGUUUUA